AGCUGUAUGUGGAAGUUUUCUAGUAUGUACAAGUGGAAAUAUUCCUCUCUCUCUACCUUAAUGGCAAGAGGAUUGACGUUCACUACUGUAGGACUCACUGUCCUUAUUGUUCUUGUAUUAGUCCAUCCAACUUGCUGUGCUCCUACUGCUAUGGUUAAUCAUACCUGUUCCGCUUCUUCUUGUGGGAAUAUCCACAACAUAAGCUUUCCUUUUCGAUUGAAGACCGACCCAGAAAACUGCGGGGACCCAAGGUAUGAACUUUCGUGUGAGAACAAUCACACGGUGCUGCUAUCCUUAUUUGGAGGAAAAUACUACGUACAGGAAAUCAGUUACAACAACUACACAAUCCGGAUUGUAGACUCGAGUAUGCACAAGGACAAUUACUUCGCCAACAAAUUUAGUCAGAUAUGGCGCCUAUCCAUAUGACACUUAUCUGCGAAAGGGGACAGAGGUGAAUUACCGGGAUCUCGAACUAUCUCGGAGUGUGGUUUUGAUGAGCUGUGAAAAACCAGUGAAUUCUCCAUUGUAUUUGGACACUUCUACUUGCAAUUAUAAUGACAAAUCUUCUUCUAUAUCUGAUUCCAAGAGGUAUAGAUAUCUUAAAGUUGGUAUAACCAUCGCAUCCCAAGUGGAGGAGUCGUGCAAAGUAGAGAAGAUGUUUCGGACAUCGUGGCCAAGAAGUGAUGAUUCAAAUAUUUCCUGUAAGGACGUCCACAAUGAAUUGGUAUAUGGUUUUGAGCUUUCAUGGCUCGAAAGAAAUUGUGAAAGUUAUUGCGCAAGAGACUGCGAUUACUGCUACCUCAAUGAUUCGAACCGUGUUCAAUGCAUCAGUACUGGAUUGCUUGAACGUAUCCUAUAUCAACUCCUAGAAUGGAGCUAUAGCUAUGAAACAUAUAAUGCAGAAUGGUGGUAUUACUUAGUCCAAAAUAUAGGAUGGUUGUAUUAUGGACCAGAUUCAGGAGUAGCAGGUGAGGUUUCUAUCUCAAAAAAAUUGUUUGAAGGAUAGUAAUUAAUAUAGA
Messenger RNA from Quercus robur (English oak), 1019 nucleotides. RefSeq lists its product as uncharacterized. The transcript is spliced from 3 exons. The record is from RefSeq and is a predicted model, not a curated record. Lineage: Eukaryota; Viridiplantae; Streptophyta; Magnoliopsida; Fagales; Fagaceae. Bases 494 to 1006 code for a protein of 170 amino acids.